This is a messenger RNA of Fimicolochytrium jonesii, 1382 nucleotides long. Its product is annotated as CRAL-TRIO domain-containing protein. Gene Ontology annotation, molecular function: phosphatidylinositol transfer activity. The coding region runs from base 101 to 1228 and encodes 375 amino acids. The record is from RefSeq and is a predicted model, not a curated record. NCBI's taxonomy places the organism in Eukaryota, Fungi, Chytridiomycota, Chytridiomycetes, Spizellomycetales, Powellomycetaceae. The transcript has 2 exons.
CCGCUCUGCGAAACAGUCGGCCUGAGAAGAGCUUCGAAUUCGGGGCAUUUGAACACCUUACUUACGACUGCUGGACCAGUCGUAACUCCUCCCAACAACAAUGGAAUUCCAUCCAGCAGAACAACCACCAGCAACAGUCACUGCAAUCCCAAUGUCCGUGCCAACGACCACCACCGCCACCCCCGCCCCCAUCACCCCUGCACCGCUCACAACCACCACCAGCACAGUCCCCGACGCAACAGCCAACACCCACCUCACAAUAAACUUUGGCACCCAGGAGAACUACGAGGCCUUUCGAAAGCAUGUUAGGGAGGAUCCCACCUUUUUGAAAUUGAGAUCCCAGGAACUGACAGACUGGUGGUUGGUCAAAUUCUUUGAUGGGGCGAGAGGGAAUACGGAGUUGGCAUUGAAGAUGUUGGAGAGGACUCUUCAAUGGAGGAUAGACUAUAAGUAUUCUUCGCUCCGCACGGAGGACUUUUCCGCGGACCACGCGACCGGCAAACUGUACUUCCAUCACUUCACAAAAGACUCGACCCCCGUGCUGAUCUGGCGCAUCUGCCGCCACAAAGCCGACCCCAAGAACGUCGAACACACCGUUCGCUUCAUCGUCUCGUUUCUCGAAAAGGGCACGCGGGAAGGGAUCAUCACCUCCCGCCUCACCCUGCUGAUCGACCGCGUCGGCAGCGUGAACGAGAACGUGGAGGGGAUCGCGUUUUUCCGGAGCUUGACGCACGUGUUGCAGACGCAUUUCCCCGAGAUGCUGCAGCGGUUGGUGAUCUUCCCCACCAACUGGCUGCUGUGGACGGUCUGGAAGGUCGUCAAACCCUUCCUGGACGCCUCGGUCGUCGAGCGGUUAUCCCUCCUUGGCCCGAAGGAGUAUAAACAGGUGUUGCAGGACCUGAUCAGCGCGGAGCAUCUGUCGCCGCGGUAUGGCGGGACGAGCGUGGAUUGGACCGAGGCCGUUGGCGGCGGCGGCGGCCAUGUCGAGGAGUCCGAUGACGACGACCCUCACAUUGAGAACGGUAAACAAGCCCCCGGCCGCGACUCCGGUGUAUCCGUCUCGGCCGUCUCGCUCGACGGCCUGCAUAUCUCGAAGAAGGCGGACCACUCCUCGUCCUCGCACAGUCGGUUUGGGAAGGCGGCGGGGGGGUGGGGUGUUGGGAGCAAGAUGAGGAGGAUGUUCAAGGACGCGAAGGAGGGGAAGGAGGGGGGACAACAGCAUUCUUAAGCACGAUUUGGGAACGGUGUAGUGUAGUCGUAGAUGGGAUUAGAACGUUUUAAACCCAAGAAACGAACGAACAGAGACUCUCCACCCCACUUUCAUCCCCCGGACCGCCCCCCCGCCUUCCACUUCCGCCUUCCCCCUCUUCGCCAACAUGUGA